Strongylus vulgaris is the source of this 318-nucleotide messenger RNA. NCBI's taxonomy places the organism in Eukaryota, Metazoa, Nematoda, Chromadorea, Rhabditida, Strongylidae. The record is from the annotation of a GenBank genome assembly.
AUGCCACUUCCACCUCAUCCUCAUCCAUACCGUCCUCAACCUGAUUCUCUGCCAUGCCCUCCUCCACCUCCACUUCCAUACCCACCUCAUUCUGCUCCUCCUCCCCCUCCUCAACCUGUUCCGAUUCCAUACCCUCCUGAAUCUAUUCCAACAUAUCCUUUCUUAGUACCUCCUUACGAUCCUCAAGUCCUAUCAAAUCCCUUCUAUACCGAGAAACGUCGGAGAAGCCAUCACAGAAGACGUUACGAUAGCAGCCCUGAAAGAGACAGUGGCGAAAGACGUGGUCAUUGCGGUAAAAAAAAUCGCGACGAAUGCUAA